Molecule: messenger RNA, 1666 nt
Organism: Daucus carota subsp. sativus
Lineage: Eukaryota; Viridiplantae; Streptophyta; Magnoliopsida; Apiales; Apiaceae
Product: probable serine/threonine-protein kinase PBL8
Exons: 6
Coding region: 237-1499 (420 amino acids)
Biological process (GO): protein phosphorylation
Molecular function (GO): protein kinase activity; ATP binding
Source: RefSeq, a predicted model, not a curated record
CAAAGCAGAGUAAUAAAGUAGUCUGUUGCUGCAGCUGAAAGUAGAGUUAGUGGUAACACACCGGUGAUUAUAACACCACGCUCAACAUCAACAUAUUCUAUUAUAUACUUCUGCACACACACUCUGAGUAUCGUUGCUGUUGAUGACUACAAAGAAGCUGCACUGAGCAUUCUGAAACAGUUUUAUUUGUAUUGGACACACUAAUCUCGUUAAAGAUCUGUGGAUUUGCAGAAGCAAUGGGGAACUGUGGUACUAGAGAGGAGUCUCCUGUGAUUCCUAACGCUCAUCAUCCAGCAUCGGCGUCUGUUGCGGAGAAGAAGCACAGUCGUUCUGUUUCAGAUCUAAGCGAUCCUUCUUCGACGCCGAGGAAAAUCUUCAUUGAGGAUUCUAGGAAGAAUGCUUUGCUGUAUACUCAUGUGAUUCCGUUUACUCUUUUUGAGCUGGAGACUAUUACAAAGAGUUUUCGGUCGGAUUAUAUUCUCGGACAGGGUGGGUUUGGUACUGUUUACAAGGGAUAUAUUGAUGAGAAUCUUAGAGUUGGCCUGAAAUCUCUUCCAGUUGCGGUUAAAGUUCUUAAUAAGGAAGGUCUUCAGGGUCAUCGUGAGUGGCUUACAGAGGUCAAUUUUCUAGGUGAGCUCAGGCAUCCAAAUCUUGUUAAGUUGAUUGGAUAUUGCUGCGAGGAUGAUCAUCGGUUACUAGUGUACGAGUUCAUGUUCCGCGGAAGUCUUGAGAAUCACCUUUUCCGAAAGGCCACUGUUUCACUAUCUUGGUCAACGAGGAUGGUUAUUGCUCUUGGAGCGGCAAAAGGGCUUGCUUUCCUUCACAAUGCUGAGAGACCAGUUAUAUACCGUGAUUUCAAAACUUCAAAUAUUUUGUUGGAUUCUGAUUAUACAGCUAAGCUCUCUGAUUUUGGGCUUGCAAAAGCUGGGCCACAAGGUGAUGAAACACAUGUAUCAACCCGAGUGAUGGGUACCUAUGGUUAUGCUGCCCCCGAGUAUGUGAUGACUGGACAUCUAACUGCCAGGAGUGAUGUCUACAGCUUUGGAGUUGUUCUUUUGGAAUUGUUAACAGGAAGGAGGUCUGUGGACAAAACACGGCCAAGCAAGGAGCAGAGCUUAGUCGAUUGGGCCCGACCAAAAUUAAAUGACAAGAAAAAGUUGCUGCAGAUUUUAGACCCUAGAUUAGAAAAUCAGUAUUCAGCCAAGGCAGUGCAAAAAGCUUGUAGCCUUGCUUACUAUUGCCUAAGCCAGAACCCAAAAGCAAGACCUUUAAUGAGUGAUGUGGUUGAGACGCUAGAGCCUCUGCAAAGCAGUAAUGUGAAAGAACUUUCACCAUCAGUCCCACCUAUGAUGGGAGCUGGCGGUUCCUUUGCCAUGGGUGGGUUUUCUGAGUACAGGAUGCAUCAUAGAUUUGCUGGCACAGUAGGUGCACCUGCUGGUUUUCGGUCUCCAAACCCCAACUGUUCUCCAGGCGGCCCUGCAGCAUGUAGGGUUAGAUAAGAGACUGUCGAUACUUUUGUACUAUAUCAGUGUUUUAUUUUGUUUUGUUUUUCACUCUUGAGGAUGAGUAGUUUGUUGGCUGCUUUACGCUUGAUGUACAUGGUAACUGUGUUUCAAGCCUGUACCAAAUGAUGUUUUAGUUUUAUGAAAAUGCUUGUCAGCACCAA